GUGACAAAAUUUAUGUCCAAUUGUGUUAAUUCUGCACUGUAGGGGAGAUUUUGCUCGAAAUUGCAAUUUUUUUCAACUGCACUAUUCUUAUCCAUCUACUGAAUCAACCGAGAUAUUCCCUGUCAUCCUCUAGUCACAAGUGGCUGUGACACGGAACAGUUGUUGCACGCACAUCGCAUGGAGGCUGGUUGUGCAGAACUAACAAUCACUUGCAGACUCGCUGGAUUAAUGUGGGUGUGUGAGCCGUGCAAGUGAUCCUUGCUUUGCACUGUCACAUGAGCCCUUCUCACAUGACGGCUAUCAGGAUUGGAAGCCUGGCCAAUGUUAAUUCAACCUUGCAUGCGAGGAGGGUGUGCCCUUAGCUACUGUCCUGCCUUUUGCCAGCACAAGCAUAUAGUUUUGGUCUUGUGACUGUUUAACCAUUUCAUGUCUGCUCUGCAGUUGGGAGUGAGAUUUACCUGUUCAUUUGCUAGUCAUGCUUCAUAGGCAGGGCCUGACCUGACUGUGAGGCUGUUUAAAAAGCUAGUUCUUGCACGGGGAAAACAUUGCUACUGUGUUUGUUUGCUUAAUCGUGACUUGAAUAACCUGGAAAGAAAGCUGAGCUACUCAUCUCAUUCAAUGGAAUAAACACCAGGGCCCUUCUCUGUGGCACCUGUCGGUAAAGGAAUGUGCGGUGGGACACAAAGGAGUGGCAGCCGGGCUGAGUGCCCAGCCAGCAAGCUGAGAAACUCAUGGAGUGCUACUAGUUUGCUAGAGAGGAAAAUCACUGGCUGGGAGCGCAAGGCAUGGAAAGAGAAGCGAGUAAGGCAAAGCAGUACUGAUACUGGCACAGAUUUAUAUAUAACUCACAGCUGGCCUUGUUCGGAUUUUGACUUGAAUUGCAUCCGUCUGAUUGUUUACCAGGACUGUGAGAGAAGAGGCAGGCAAGUCCUGUUUGAUUCUAAAGCUGUCCGGGAAAUAAGAAAUGAAAGCACGCAGAGAGCAAGUGAAGAUGCGCCGGCAAAGAUCAGCACAAAGUCUUGCCAGACAAGCAGCAGUGGGACCUGCACCAUUUCCUCCUCCCGCAGUGCGUCAAAUGGUUCAACCCACUCAACUAAAGAUUCUCUGCCCAGAUACCAGUACACCAAGCCUGCCUCUGAUGUUAAUAUGCUAGGAGAGAUGAUGUUUGGCUCGGUGGCAAUGAGUUACAAAGGGUCCACUUUGAAAAUUCAUUAUAUUCGCUGCCCCCCGCAACUUUUGAUCAGCAAGGUGUUCUCGGCCAAAGUGGGAAGCCUCAGCGGCAGUACUAAUACCUUGCAGGACAGCUUGGAGAACAUUAAUCAAGACGGAGGUGGAGCAAAACUUGGUGCAAAUCAGAGUGGUCAGUUACCAGGUCAAAGCAACUCUAACUUAGGUGUUUUACAGAUGUGUGGUAGCAAACUGCUGCCUGCAAUGUUUGAAGCUCGUCCCCUCCGGCUCAUCCGGAGUGCCUCUUUCUUUGCAGCUCACAGCACACCUGUUGAUAUGCCCAGCCGGGGACACAGUGAAGACAAAGACAGCGGUAUUGCUCGAUCAGCUUCCCUGAGCAGUCUCUUAAUAACUCCUCUCCCAUCUCCGGGGUCUUCAUACUCGAGUAAUUAUGCCAGCAGCUACCAGCGGCGAUGGUUGCGGAGUCAGACAACAAGUCUAGAGAAUGGAGUCAUCCCACGGUGGUCAGCAGAUGAAUCAUUCAGCAUGUCCGAUGAAACUUAUACCUCCAACCCUGCCACAGUCGGCAGAAAGAAAAUUGCAGUCAGCAUCAUCUUCUCCUUACCAGAACAGGAGGAUUCCCACAGCAGUUUCCAAGAUUUUUUCUUCUCUCACUUCCCACUGUUUGAGUCCCAUAUGAACAAACUGAAGUCUGCUAUAGAAAAGGCUAUGAUUUCUUGCAGAAAAAUUACAGAGUCGAGUCAUCGGGUUCAAUUCUACCUUAGUCGGGUCAUGGAAGCACUUGGACACUUUAGGGAAACUAUCUGGAACCUGUACUCUGUACCUCGUGUUGCAGAACCGGUGUGGCUCACCAUGGUGUCCAAUAGUUCUGAGAAAAGUCACCUCUGCCAGCAGUUUCUCAAAGAGUUUGCUUACCUUUCUGAGCAGCUAAAUAAAAAUCAGUUUUUUGCAGCUUUACUAACGGCUGUGUUAACCUACCACUUGGCCUGGGUUCCAACUGUCAUGCCAAAUGGCCACCCUCCCAUCAAAUCCUUCUCAGAAAAACAUACUUCGCAAUCCGUCAACCUGCUGGCAAAGUCACACCCUUACAACCCCCUCUGGGCACAGCUUGGAGACUUAUAUGGGGCCAUUGGAUCUCCGGUCAGGAUGACUCGAACUGUAGUGGUCGGCAAACGGAAAGAUUUGGUUCAUCGCAUCCUUUACGUUUUAACGUAUUUCAUUCGCUGCUCAGAGCUUCAAGAGAACCAUCUUGUGCACAGCCGGCUUCUGAGGGACGGAGAGCAAAUUAUAAAUGGCAGUCAAAUGACAACCUCUCUGGAGAAGGGAGAGGUGGAAGAUUCUGAAUAUGUCAUUGUAAAUGUUAAUAAUGAACCAGCUCUGGUGCCGCCAUCUUUGCCCAACAACACAGGUGCAACUUCACCAAAACCUAAUUGGCCCGAGGGCAUGGGUGCAGAUGGUUCUAUAAGGAAAUCUGAUGGGUGUUUCUCACAGCAAGAGAAAAAUAGUCAUACGUUGUUGGGUGCAAAUGAAUAUCAAUCCACGCAUGGCAGUUCCAGCUCUUGCAAAGAACGCCCAAUUUAUGUUAACGAUCCCAAACUGGAGAAACUCAUUCCUGUCACAAGAACUGCAGCAUCUAGUGUUGAAAGCCUCAUGAAACCGGAAUACAUUUCAUCUCCUGUAACUACGUCAAAGUGGUCAAAGACUGGCCCGCAUACAAACAAUAUUAAUAGCGAGUGUCCGGUUGAUAAAGUAACUUUUGUUGUGGGCUGCUCUCCAUCACCGGACUUAGAAAGUUGUAGGAAGGGACUGACAGAAGCAGUAAACCAAAAUCAUGAGCCAUCUUGUGACCACUCCAAAGAUAAAGGUGAUAGUCCAGUUACUACACCAAAAAAGGAUAUUUAUUUGCGGAUUCCAUCCUGUGAUGUUUGUUCCAGUAUAUUUGAUGAGUACUUUGCAGAAGGGAAUAGUAUUGAAACAAAUACAGUAGAUGUCCUACCCUCCCAUGAGUUUUUAUCCAAGAAAUUCUUGCCCUCUGUUACAGAAGGAAAACAAUUCUACAGUAUUGACACAAGGACUUGUGAAAAUCCCCCCAAACACACUGCUAACAUGGGACCUAAUGUAUGUUCUUUCCCACUACCUUCUCAAGAUCUCCCCAGUGAGGCCCAACCAGAAAGCAGUGAGGUCAGAGCAGAAGGAGACAUUCCAAGAAAUGAAAGCUGUGACAGCGCCCUAGGAAACAGUGAUGACGAGUUUGUUACAUGUCACGAGACUUCCGAUUAUCACAAUCAUUCAGAGGUGGAACUUCCACUGCCAAGGUCUGAUGUCAUCAGCAACCCAAGUCUGAAAAACUUCGGCAGAUCUCUCUUUGCGGGCUAUUGCCCCACGUACAUGCCUGAUAUGGUGCUUCAAGGUAUAAGUAGUGAUGAAAAACUGAAGCAGUGUUUGCCAUCUGGUCUGGCCCAUGCAACACAUCACCCUGUGUUGGAUGAGCCAAUAGCAGAAGCUGUUUGUAUUAUUGCAGACACAGAUAAAUGGUCGGUGCAGGUGGCCAGCAGCCAGAAGAAGUCUUUGGACAGUAUGAAGCUUGGGACGGAUGUCUUGGUAUCUAGUCAAGUGUCCAGUUUGCUGCAGUCUAUCUUACAGCUUUACAAGCUCAAAACUCCAUCUGUGUUUUGUGUGAUGCAUCUUGAGGACAAACUGCAAGAGAUGUAUUUAAAAAGUAAAAUGCUGUCGGAAUAUUUGAGGGGACACACAAGAGUCCAUGUGAAGGAACUCGGUGUUGUUCUUGGGAUUGAUUCAAGUGAUCUUCCUCUGUUGGCUGCUGUGGCAAGUACACAUUCUCCACAUGUGGCCCAAAUCCUUUUAUAAGCUGGACUUUACAGUCAUUCCAUAGGCUGAAAAGGGGAAUCUACCUUUAAGGAAGAGAGCAAAUGCACUCUGGAGAAAGGAGUGAGAAGAGCAUGGACUUGUUUCUUCCAUAACUCUGCUUUCUCAUCUAGGAACCUGUUGAAGUUUACAUGACAUACAAGGAAUUGUGAUAUUCCCCAUGGCCUUAGUUUUGCUUUACUGGGGAGGAUGUAGAAGAACAUGUUGCAUACUACAAUAAUGACUUGGCUUUGUAUUCUAGUUUGGAUGUUGACAAACAAGGGAGUUAUUCUUAAAGGCAGCUGGAUAGCCAGGCAUUCCUGCUGCAGUGAACUUAUGGUGGGAGAGCUCCCUCAACGUAGCAUGAUUCUUCUGUGUUGUAGCAUUUGCUGCUUUCAAGUUUUUUUGUUGUUACGUUUGUUUUUGUUUUCUUCUACAGUUCUUUGUUCAGUUUUUUUCUCUGUAUAAUUGGCAUCAUGUAAUUUCAGUCAAUUUAAAACAGGCACACUUUAAAGGAAGCUGCUUUCAGAUGGAGUCAGUGUGGUUGUCAGAAGGAAAAAGUUUCUUUCCAAAGCUACUCUCUACAAUUCAUGUUCAUAGUCUGUGUAGUUUGUAUAGGGUGUAGGAGCUCCCAGGACAUGUUGUGAUGUAACAAGGAUAACUGUGCGAUACAAAUGACUUGAGUUGUUCUUGAGCGCUCAUUUAUAAAAUAAACUCUCUUUAUUAGGAAUGGCACAAUCUGCCUUUGGUUUGACACAAUUCUCCAUGUAACAGCAGAGUGGUCAUCAGCAUGGAGAACCACAACAAAGCACCCAAUGUGCCAUUCUUCUAAGGAGAAAGACCACAUUUGUGAGACCAGUAGGAAGGCUCUGAUACUUUUCUAUGGUUUACAUCAAGGAUGCGCAAUUUCAGGUCCUCCAGAAUUUGUUGAACUACAACUUCCAACACCUGACCCAACCAAGAGCCUUUGGAUUGAGAAAGUUGUAACUGAAGAAAUUCUGGAGGGUUUCCAGUUGCCCAUGCCUGGUUUACAUACUUCAGUUGUAUGUAGGUGGUUGACAUCACUGUAAUUUAUUAGCCUGCAUUCCAGCAGUUUGCACAUCUGUUCCAAUUAAGGUUCACCAGUUGCUUUAUUUCUCUACUGUUUAUCAUUUGGUGCUGGUUGAUUAAUCGAAUCCUGACGUGACCUUUAUUAACAUUAUUCAACUUAACUAUUGUUCUUUACCAUUUGCAAGACACUAAAUCCUAGUUGUUAUUUUUUUGUUAAUUUAAACAUAAAUAUAAAAGGUGACAAACUUUAAAUUAUUUUGUAAUUGAAGAAUUCUUGUAUUUGUUCCUUUCCGGUUUUGCUUCUGGAUUUAAUCUCAUUUAGCUGGGAAGUUGUUUCAGGCAAUCAGAGGAGAUGGUACUGUAAUCUAGUCCAUUCCCCUGGCCAUAUGAGCCAUUGAGAAAUGUAUGGCCCUGCUGAAAACUGCCUGGGAACAUCUGGGUUUGGGACAGUUGUAAAAGAGAGGAGUCAGAGAUGCAUCAAAAAUUCACAAGAAGAUCAUUUUGUUUUUUGGAGAGAGAAAUCUAGAAUUGCCUGAUUGCCUUUUUAAAAGGGCUUCCAAAGGGGAAAUUCCUUAUAUACAUUUAUUAGAUUAUAUCUGUAUCCCAAGUAUUUAGAUAUAAAAUGAGCGUAGAAAUCCAUUUUGGCCUCUGUUUAUUGAACACAAUUUUCUGAAUGAGUGUUUUAAGUUCAUUUUGACUGCUGCAUUUCUCCCUGAGAGCAUCCGGGUGGUCAGAACACCAUGGGGCCUAUUUAUCAUGCUGUGUAAAAAAAUUGGAGGAAAACAUCACCAGUGGUGUUGCCCAUAGCAACCAAUCAUCUUUGCUUUUCUAACUUGUAGGUGACUGUUGAAAUUGCUUGUUGCUAGGGGUGACAUCACCAGUGAUGUUUUCCUUAAAUUUUUAGGCCCCCAUCUGUGCAACGGCCAACUCCCAACAGGAGCCAGUAUGGCGGCCUACAAUGCUACAAAUGAGCAAAUGCUAACACUCGUGAUAAUUGAAACUUUCCAUUUUGAUCAUUCAAAAUAUUUCCUACAAGUGUCAAGGCACUUGGCAAUUACUUUCUUUCCAAGCAACAAAGAGCAAUGAUUGUUAUACUGGGGAUUGUGUUGCUUUUAUUUUAUUUAUCUUUUUAGG
Xenopus laevis (African clawed frog) is the source of this 6237-nucleotide messenger RNA. RefSeq names its product folliculin interacting protein 2 L homeolog (gene fnip2.L). NCBI's taxonomy places the organism in Eukaryota, Metazoa, Chordata, Amphibia, Anura, Pipidae. Gene Ontology annotation, molecular function: ATPase inhibitor activity; protein-folding chaperone binding. The coding region runs from base 667 to 4056 and encodes 1129 amino acids. The record is from RefSeq and is a predicted model, not a curated record. The transcript has 18 exons. Gene Ontology annotation, cellular component: lysosomal membrane; cytoplasm.